Monoraphidium neglectum is the source of this 272-nucleotide messenger RNA. RefSeq lists its product as hypothetical. The annotation marks the transcript as partial. The transcript has a single exon. The record is from RefSeq and is a predicted model, not a curated record. Lineage: Eukaryota; Viridiplantae; Chlorophyta; Chlorophyceae; Sphaeropleales; Selenastraceae.
AUGGGCAAGAAGCGGAAGCAGCAAGAGGUGGCUGUUGAGGAGCAGCAGCCUGAGCCAAGCAAGCAGCACAAGCAGCAGCAGCAGCAGCAGCAGCAGCCGCAGCGGCGACCAGGCAAGCAGCGCAAGGGCGCCGCCGGCACGCCCGUGCCGGCCGCCGCCCCCGUGGCUUCACCGGCCGCUGCGGCGCCGGCGGCGGGCGGCGCGGGCGGCGCGAUCACCUUCAAAAACAAAGAGAAGGUGCUCGUGCUGGCCACGAGGGGCAUCGCGUACAG